UCGGCAACAUGGCAGCCAUGAUACAGCUGGUUUGCUUAGACGUGUUUCCGAGUCAUAUAAACCCUUUACAUGUUCUUGUUUCCAAAUAUCAGUUCAGCCAUUUAUUUCCCAAUAUUGGCGAGUCCACCUGCGUGCUUUUGUUGUCGACACAGAGACGGAAUUCUCCUUCUAGGGCAGAUAUUUUGCUCUGUGCGCACCUAACCACAGAAGAAGAGACACCGGAGUGUAGACCAGUCGCAGAUUACAGUACGCCUCUGAAGCUUUACACUAGCAAGAAUUUCUACCGACAUUAUGGAUUUCCUCUGGACACCGAGGGAACCGUGCGUUUAACAUCACCGGUAGGACUGAGUAAAAUUGUGAUAGGUGCACGAAGCAGGCAAACCUUUAAAUGGGCGAGUUCUGAUAAGUUCUCAAAUGGAUUGCUAAUACUGGCGUCCUGUCAGAAACAAACACUUUUGGCCAGACAAGGUGACGUCCUGUUGCUGCCCUAUCAUCCACUGUUCGGAGAAGAUGCGGCACAAGUGUACCAGCAUCUGUUUGACUUGGUUGUGUUGGAAUGCGCGCCUGUCACACAGGGAGUCUUUACGAUAAGCACCAGCGUGCUUGUCACAGACUGCAGGGAUCUGGCACAGAAUCCGAGCGUCCUGGAGCUACCCAACCACGCGCCUAUGACCAGGGCUCUAACUACACUGUACGCGUCGGAUUUCGCACAUUAUGCAAAUAGCCUCGGUGGUAGUUCUCUGUUAGAUAAUAAGCAGUUGCUGAAUACUGGAUUCUCGGCUGUUCUUCAAGCAUUGGAAUGCAGGAUUGAUGUGAGAGUUGUUGAUAUUCCAAGUCUGACCAGGCAAAGGAGAAUCAGACCAAAGGUGGAUCAGGCGUCUGCAAUGGACGCGGACGGUUCAGUUUUCAUGAGCAAGAAUUUACUGCUCAAACUGGGCCUGUUCAACCAGGAGUGGGUUGUGGUUUCAGUGACAGGCCUCCAGGCUGACAGAAAUAAAGCCUGCGUCCCGCAGAGCCCGGCGGACGGGGACGGGGCGCGGGGCCGGGGGGGUGCUCACCUCGCCGCCGUAGUAGUGGCAGACUUUGUGAAAUGUGCAGAUCUGGACCUGCAGGACCAGGUGGGCUACGUCUCGCCUGCGCUGUGGUUCAACCUGUCCCGGGGAGAGCCUGUGCCCGUCAGCGGCCGUGUGGUGAAGAUAAAGAGACGCAACGAGCCACCUCCCCGCCCGGCGACACAGCUUUCAGAGAGCCAAUCACGCACCGCGUCUCCGCCUUUCGCCGCAGAGCUCCACCUGGAGGGGGUCGUGUCUCCGGACUACAACUGCCAUGGCGUCUUCGACAGUGUCCUCUCUGACCACUUCCGUACUCCUAGGUUGGUGCAGCAGGGAGAUGUGCUCUGUGUUCCCACAGAGGGACACCCUGAGGUCCUAUCCAGCAACACAGAGGGAUUCAGAAGGUGGCCCGUUCUGUGCUGUAGAGUGAAGAAGGUGUGUGUCAGCUCUGAAGAGGUCACCGGCUCCGGUCCGAUUGGGUUUCUGGCAGAUAAAGACCACACCUCUCUGUACAUGGGGGUGCCGGUGAACAGCCCGGUGCCACAUUCCUCUCUGGAUGAAGCACUGUCGUUCUGGGCUAGCCUGUCUCCCCCUGGGCUCUCCAACACGGCCGAGCAUCUGACUUCCAUCCUGCAGCCGUACAGCAGCACGAGCUCUGCUGCCCUGCCGGGUGUGUGCAGUCUCCUGCUGUCAGGCCCCAGGGGGAGCGGGAAAACCACAGUGCUCAGAGCGGCCUGUCGCAGGUUACACCAGCACCUGGUACAGGUGGACUGCGUCUCUCUCUGCGCAGACACGCCGGCUGCCUGUGAGGUGAGGUUGCAGACGGCGUUCUCCCGUGCAGCGCGGCUCACGCCCUGCGUGCUGUUGCUUAGGAACCUGCAUCUGCUAGGCCAAGUGCAGGGCGGGGCUGAGCCGGACGCCAGAGUGCUGGCUUUCCUGUGCCAGCUCAUCAACAGCGCCCCCCAGAGUGUUGCCGUGGUAGCCACAGUGUGUGAUCCGCAGGAGCUGUGGCCGGAUGUGACGGCAGCGUUUGUCCACCAGGUGGUGAUGGAGAGCCCUACAGAGGAGCACAGGAGGGCAAUGCUAGCCAGCCUGAGUGCAGGCCUGCCCCUGGGCAAAGCCCUGAGCCUGGGCCGGCUGGCCAAGCAGACUGCAGGGUUUCUCUUGGGGGACUUGUGUGCAUUAGUGACACUCGCUGGCAAAGCCGCCCACAGAAGGGUUCUGGAUUUAUGUUUCCCAGGAGGGGUGUCUGCAGGGCAGGAGCGGGACCUGCGGGCGUUCGGCGUGACCGUCCUGCUGCAGGACUUCGCUGGCGCUCUGGAGCAGCUGCAGAAGAGCCACGCUCAGGCCAUUGGUGCCCCAAAGGUCCCCGCGGUGCGCUGGCAGGAUGUGGGCGGCCUGCAGCAGGUGAAGAAGGAGAUCCUGGACACCAUCCAGCUCCCUUUGGAGCGCCCGGAGCUGCUCUCCCUGGGGCUGCGGCGUUCCGGCCUGCUGCUCUAUGGACCGCCGGGAACCGGGAAGACCCUCCUUGCCAAGGCUGUGGCCACAGAGUGCGCCAUGACCUUCCUCAGUGUUAAAGGUCCAGAACUCAUCAACAUGUAUGUUGGCCAAAGUGAGCAGAAUGUCAGAGAAGUGUUUAGUAAAGCUCGAGCAGCCUCUCCCUGCAUCAUCUUUUUUGAUGAGCUUGACUCUCUGGCGCCCAACAGGGGGCGCAGUGGAGACUCGGGAGGAGUGAUGGACCGGGUGGUGUCACAGCUUUUGGCUGAACUCGAUGGGCUGCACUCCUCCGGUGAUGUGUUUGUGAUUGGAGCAACCAACCGUCCUGAUCUGCUUGACCAAUCCCUGCUGAGGCCUGGCAGGUUUGAUAAACUGGUCUAUGUUGGGAUCAGUGAAGAUAAGGACUCUCAGCUCCAGGUCCUGAAGGCCAUUGUGAGAAAGUUCCAGGUGGAUCCGGGCGUGAGCCUGGCGGCAGUGGUGGAGUGCUGCCCCGCCCAGCUGACGGGGGCAGACCUCUAUGCCCUGUGCGCCGAUGCCAUGACGACCGCCAUCAAGCGCAAAAUCCGCAACAUCGGCGAAGGUUUGGACACAGAGGGGUCUGCGCUAAUGCUAACAGCGGAGGACUUCGCACAGGCACUGGAGAGGCUGCAGCCAUCUGUGUCAGAGCAAGACCUUGCCAAGUACAGACUCAUUCAACAGAAAUUCACCACAAAAUAGGCCCUCCUAGUCAAAAUACUACCCCUUUCAAAGCCAGCCAAUUACAAGGCAGUGCUGGGCCACUCUACACCAAUCAUAGGCCAGUGAUGGGGGUGUCUACACCAGUGCUGGAGGGCCGCAGUGUCCUGGAGGGCCACAGUGUCUGCGGGUUUAACUCCAGUCCUGGAAGGCCGUAGUGUCUGCAGGUUUAACUCCAGUCCUGGAGGGCCACAGUUUCUGCAGGUUUAACUCCAGUCCUGGAGGGCCGCAGUGUCUGCAGAUAUAACUCCAGUCCUGGGGGGCUGCAGUGUCUGCAGGUUUAACUCCAGUCCUGGAGGGCCGCAGUGUCUGCAGGUUUAACUCCAGUCCUGGAGGGCCGCAGUGUCUGCAGGUUUAACUCCAGUCCUGGAGGGCCCAGGGUCUGCAGGUUUAACUCCAGUCCUGGAGGGCGCAGUGUCUGCAGGUAUUUGUGGUUUCCUUUCAUUCAGCAGCCAGUUAAGGCCUUGAGAACAAGGUGUGUGGACUCUUUAGCCAAUGAAAGAUUAAAAUUCAUCAGUCGUCUGAAACACACCAAAACCAGCAGACACUGCAGCCCUCCAGGACUGGAGUUUGACACCCCUGGUCUACACCAAUCAUUUUAAUUGAAAUAGAGGCACUGUUAAUCCUGGAGGCUGUUAAUUUAGCCCAAUGGGCAACACAAGCAAAAAAUGUCAUUUAACAACCAAGAGGUACAGCAAAACUGCAACUUUUACUCAACAGAAGAAAUAUGAUAUUCAUUAAGGUGAAGGUCUCCGGUAACUGUCACUGUUUCCCUGAUGUAAUUAAAUAAAAUACAAACAGAGGAAUGAUAGAAAGAAAAUCCGUAAACUGGACAUUUUCACCAGAUAUAUAAAGACAGAUCUUAAGCUCUAACAGAGGAACACGUUUGAAGGGGAGUAGACUUGUUCCAUUAAACACCAUUAGCUCUUAACUGUAUGAUUGGUAGGAUUCUUAUUCUUUGAAUUAUUUGAUUAAUCUUAAUUUUCUGACCAUUAAAAUGUUCCUUCUUGGACAUGCUCAUUAAUAUAAAGUAAAUAAUUAUGAAUUGAUAUGUGGCUGGUGGCUUAAAAUAUGUCAUUGUUUUAUGCCACUGAUUGGCUACAGAACCUGAACAGGUGGCUGAUGGGUAAUGGCAUCUGUUGUUGCUGUUGGUCUUUACAAGACCUAGAUGCUUAUUUUAGUUUCCUACUGUGGUUCUGCUAUGAUUUUGGAUUGGCGAAGUGUGUGCUUUGCUUAUUGGCUCGACACUGCUAACAAUCCACAGUUACUGCUGGAUAUGUAGAUCCAUGUACUUUACCCCAAAUGAUCCUCGAUUGGCCUUCGCCAUUUUCACAAAAUGGUUAGGCUAAUAAUCCAGUCGGGGAAAUUGAUUUUAGCACUCUCUUACUCCCUGAAGCUCAGUUAAUCUAAACAAACCAGCACAAAAAGAAAUCUCCAGAGAUCACAGGACUAUUGAUUGUUAUUCAGAUAAAUGUUGGCACUGAAUGUAAAUAACUUACAAUCACACUCUGUAAUAUAAGGAAUCAUAAAUAAAUGUGUAUUUAAGAGAUGAUGUACAUAUUGCUGUGUA
Messenger RNA from Conger conger (European conger), 4854 nucleotides. It is a transcript of the gene pex6, whose product is annotated as peroxisomal biogenesis factor 6. Gene Ontology annotation, cellular component: peroxisomal membrane; cytosol. Gene Ontology annotation, molecular function: ATP hydrolysis activity; ATP binding. The coding region runs from base 9 to 3266 and encodes 1085 amino acids. The transcript is spliced from 17 exons. Gene Ontology annotation, biological process: protein import into peroxisome matrix. NCBI's taxonomy places the organism in Eukaryota, Metazoa, Chordata, Actinopteri, Anguilliformes, Congridae. The record is from RefSeq and is a predicted model, not a curated record.